CAGAGGCGACAUGGAAGUGUAAGCGACUAGUCCAAGGGAAACCUGACUCAUCUGGGGACCAUGAGGCGGCUGGCGGCUGGACCUCCGGACCGCGAGCUGGACGGGAAGGAUGCAAACGCGGCACUGCUCAGUAACUAUGAGGUGUACCAGCUGCUAACAGAUCUCAAGGAGCAGCGGAAGGAAAGUGGGAAGAACAAACACAGUGCAGGGCAGCAGAACCUGAACGCCAUCACCUACGAGACAUUAAAAUACAUAUCAAAAACGCCAUGCAGGAACCAGAGUCCUGCGAUUGUUCAAGAAUUCCUCACAGCAAUGAAAAGCCACAAGCUGACCAAAGCCGAGAAGCUUCAGCUGCUGAACCACAGGCCAAUGACCGCUGUUGAGAUCCAGCUGAUGGUGGAAGAGAGUGAAGAGCGGCUCACGGAGGAGCAGAUUGAAGCCCUUCUGCAUACUGUCACUAGCAUUCUGCCUGCAGGACCAGAGGAUGAACAGAGUAAAAGCACCAGCAAUGAUGUGCCGAUGGAAGAGGAAGACCCAGCAUAGAUGUGCACAGCUGGCAAGGUUGUUCGUGGAGUUCAAAGCCCCAGCAGCCAUUUCCUGGAUGUUCAGAGGAUUGUUUAUUUGGUUUUGCCCUCUCUCAAUAUGCCCGAUCUCAGAGUUGGUUGGGAGAAAUUGCAAAAAUAAGAUAUUAAGAAAUCUUUAUGCCUUGAGAUCAAGAAACAUGGGGUCAGAGAAGGGCAGAGGGCUCAAGACGGAACUUGCCUGUGCAGCUUUCUGGGUAGAAAGACUCCUGUGGCCUCUGCCACACUUGUCCGCAGUGCUAAGCUAUUUAGCGCUUUGAUGCCUGUGUUGUAGGCUAUGGCAGGAGCGGCUGGGUGAGAGUGGAGUUGUGGAAAUGGCUCAUGCUUGAGACCUCCACAACUGCUCCUGGGGAGAUGACCCAGAGCUUAGCUCACUCUAGAGGAAUGUCCUUAGCAGAAACAGGACAUUAGAAAAGGAGAUUAAGAGCAAACUCCAGUUUGAGUCCAGCCUGGUCCUCAUAGGAAGAAAAUCACAUGUGAACACAUCUAACAUGCAUGCAUACCACAUACAUACAAAAAAAUUAAUCCUUUUUCUGUUAAUUGCUAAAAACCAUUCUUACAGCUUUGGUAAGUGACAAGGAAAAGAGACUUAUUUUGUCUCAUGGCUCUGGUUCAUGGUCAAAGGGCAUCUGGGUAUGGCCCUGUUAUUGCCAGAGUGCGUGGGUAGCACAGGAUCCCACCUGAUGAAAAAUGAGAGGCACUUGUUUAUUUUCAGUCACUUAUAGCCCAAAUUGACCUUGAACUCAGUCUGUAGCCCACUCUGUCAUCAGACUUUUGAUGAUUCUUUUGCCUCAGCCUCCUUAGCGCUGGGAUUAAAAGUGUAUGCCUCUCAGCUUGAAAGGCAGAGGCCAACCUGGUCCACAUAGCAAGUUCCAGCCACCCGAGCUGCACAGUGAGACCUGUCUCAUAAAAACAAACAAACAAAUAAACACACCAUAUGGUGUGCCACUAUACUGUGUGUGUGUAUUUUGGGGGGAGAGGAAGUUAGUUUGUUUUUUGAGACCUUUUUUGGUCGUAUUUAAUAGGAGUUUAGUGGCAUUAUUAUGUAAUGGGGAGAUUCUUUCUCUCUAGACACCAUAGUUUAUCAAAUAAAAUGCGCAGUGAUAGGUAAUCUCUUUUGAGUCCCAUAGAUCCCCCCCCCCAAAAAAAAAUUAUCGGACAUUGCCAUGACUUCAAAACUCAAUGGUAUGAUCCUUUUGCUAAAGAUAUUCUGUACUGGAGAUGACCUAUGAAGGACAUAAAGUCUGGUACUAACUGGAAACUUCAUCCUAUUAGUUGAGGGUGUUCUUCUGCCAGAAGUACGAGGUAGUGGUUCUUCAUCAGAAGCAUCAGAUUCAGAGGUUUCAGUACCUUCUUUCAUCUUCUCCUUCAGUCUUUCCCCGCGGUACUGGUUAAGAAAUGAAUCCUGUGUGGUGACUAGCUGGCCUGUUCUUCUUCAGGGAGGCUGCAGAUGGACGGUUGAAUGUUCUGUCGCCUUCAGUCUCCCUUUGUCUUAGUUCCUGCGGCAGGGGAACUAGUUGUUCUACAAGAACAUUAGCGCAAUUCUCUUCACUGCUGUCCUCACUCCUGUCCUUGGGAGGAAGUCCAGGAGGCAAAGAUUCUCUACCAAGUAUCUUCACUGCUGGGUCUGGAGAUGUCUUCAUGUGUAUUUGUCCUUCAGAGGAGUGGAGCAGUGGCUCUCCCUGAGGACAACUUCAUAUCUCCAGCCCUCCUCUUCACCCUUCUUCCAGCCAGCUGAUCUGCUGUGACAACCAUGAUGAACCUUGAUAAAGAAACACACCUUCUUAUCCACAGAAAUACAUUCUUUGCCAUAAAUUCAUUUCUGGGUCUUUAGUUGUUUUCUUGGCCACAGAGUCACUGUCAGUGUCCUCAGUUGCCCGCCGAGGAACAUCAGGACCAGGUUUGCCAGCCUUCUGAAGACUUCUGCUUGCUAUUGUUAUUUUGUUUCCCAGAGAUAGAUCAUGAAGACCGAGCUAGACCCAGUCGCUUAAGGGAUUAGAAUGGAUUGUUGAGGCAGGUAGAAAUUCCUAUCUGAUUGGAGGAGGUAGGUGAGAAGGAACAUGCCUUGGUGGCUGUAGUGACCUGUCCUCUUCCUGCUAUUUCUCUCCUCUUUGCUUUCUGUUUGCUGCCUGUGCCCCCACCACCAUGAUGCUCUCUCUCACUGUAGGCCUAGGAACACAACCCACCCUAUAACCACACACUGACACCUCUGAAACCAUGAGCUGAAAUAGACAAACUCCCUUAAAUUGCUGUUGUCAGGCUUUGCUUACAAAAAAGUCUCUAGCCCAGCACUCGGGAGGCAGAGGCAGGUGGAUCUCUGUGAGUUCGAGGCCAGCCUGGUCUACAAGAGCUAGUUCCAGGACAGGCUCCAAAGCUACAGAGAAACCCUGUCUCGAAAAACAAAAAACAAACAAACAAACAAAAAACAACAACAAAAAAGUCUCUAGUAUGGAAGUUGUUCCUGAGUCACAGAUGGAGACCCUGAAGUUGCCAGCAGAAAGAAGCAUUGGCCUGAGGAAUUAGAGCCAUAAGCAGCAAAAGUGGGGUACACACUCCAGGACUAUCUGCUCCAGACAUAGACUCCACAGACUGGAUCAUCAGGCCUCCUAAUCAAGCCUGGUUCUCCUUUUUAAAUGUGUAUUUAUUAACUGGGAGUUGAGCCUCGGGUCUCAUCCAUGCCCAACAUGCUACUGAGUCACGCUCCCAGAAACAAUGGGCAAUCCUAGAUAAAGCUCUCCUGCUGAGCCACAAUUUUGGCUCCUCACUGGAGGAUUCUAAGCAAACACUCUCCCACUGAGUGACUCUCUCCAGUCCUUCCCUGAUGGAGUCUAGGCUAGUUGUACUGCUGAACUCCAUCCCUUGCCCUCUCUCUUUUCCAGACAGGCUAAGCACACAGCUCCUAAUCCUCCGGCUCCAGCAAGUCGCUGCUCUAGGGCUGCAUCACCAUCCUUGGUUGAGCAAUCCUUUUACUGAUCUUUCUUCCUUGGGUUCCUGAAUAUUUCUGAGCAAAUAAAAGGGGUUGUUUUAAUUAGGAUGUGUUUGUUGCUUUUGGAGAUAGGGGUUUCUCUUUGUAGCCCUGACUGUCCUGGAACUUUUUAUGUAGACCAAGCUGGCCUCAAUAGAGAUUUGCUUGCCUCUGCCUCCCAAGGUGGGAUUAAAGGUGUGCGCCACCAAUGCCCAGCUAGUUUCUAUUGCUAUGACCAGUACCUUGACCAAAAGCAACUUAUACUUCCAGACCAUCACUGCUGAAGUCAGGCAGGAACUGAAUCAUGGAGGAACACUGCUUACCAGUUGUCCCUCCUGGUUUGCUCAGCCUGCAUAUCUAUCUGUAUCUCUGUAUUACCCAGGACCCUCAUCCCAGAGAUGGCGCCACUCAAAAAUGAGCUGUGUCCCCCCCCCACAUCAAUUAGUAAUUAAGAAAAUGCACUGCAUUUUCACACAGACCAAUUUUAUGGAGGUUUUUUUCUCAGCUGGAGUUCCUUCUUCUACUUGUAAUGAGUUGCCAUAAAACUACCCAGCACCAGGGAAGAGCAGGCAAUCUUGGGGCUGGGUAGUUAGGUUCCUUAUUCUGUAGUCAGUUCCUGGCUAGAGCAGCAGCUAUUCCUGCUUAAAGCCUCAUUAUUCAUCUACAUGUCUUUGGUGUCCUGUCUCAUAUUUGGGGUCAGAAAUUGUGUUCACAGAAUUAGAAGCUCCAAGUUGUCCUUUUGCAGGGCAGGCUGGAAGGGCCUGGAAACCUGGGAGAUUUGGGGUGAAAUAUUCCAGUUCUUUCCCAGUGAGAGCCUCAGAGAGGAGGACCAGAGCAUGCAUUGGCAGGGUGGGGUUUUGGGGCAAGGAGCCAAUGCUGAGUCAUAGGGGAGCCAGGGAGUCAGGGCCAAGGGCAAGGCACACAAUGCCAGAGCUGCUGAAGGAAAGCAUGGUGGAAGUCAGCAGCAGUGAGCAAGGUCACAAGAGGGAGCUGCAGUUGAUCUCAAGGGCUGGUUUAGGAGAAGCUGGCAUGUGUCUGCAGAUCCCCAGAGCUGCUGGGCUGUUCUCAGGUGGCCUAGGCCUGCUGGAUUGGUUGGUUCCGUACUGGAAGUGCCCAAGACUAGGAGGGAUGAUCGGCCCGGAGUGGACGAGGCUGAGGAGCCUCAACUAGGGGUAUGCCAGGCUGGGGGGAGCAUCAGAUAGGGGUGUCUCUUUUUUGUUUACCUUUCAAAAUAUGUGCAAACAAAUUUAUAAAAUGUGAUAAAGAAUAAAAGCAGGUGAUGUAAAAAUAAA
Messenger RNA from Alexandromys fortis (reed vole), 4838 nucleotides. It is a transcript of the gene Crcp, whose product is annotated as CGRP receptor component. The coding region runs from base 61 to 543 and encodes 160 amino acids. The record is from RefSeq and is a predicted model, not a curated record. Lineage: Eukaryota; Metazoa; Chordata; Mammalia; Rodentia; Cricetidae. Gene Ontology annotation, molecular function: nucleotide binding. Gene Ontology annotation, biological process: transcription initiation at RNA polymerase III promoter. Gene Ontology annotation, cellular component: RNA polymerase III complex. The transcript is spliced from 6 exons.